Messenger RNA from Galleria mellonella (greater wax moth), 2963 nucleotides. Its product is annotated as ankyrin-3-like. The record is from RefSeq and is a predicted model, not a curated record. Gene Ontology annotation, cellular component: cytoplasm. The transcript is spliced from 10 exons. Bases 264 to 1667 code for a protein of 467 amino acids. Lineage: Eukaryota; Metazoa; Arthropoda; Insecta; Lepidoptera; Pyralidae. Gene Ontology annotation, molecular function: protein binding.
GCUUGAAAACAGUUCACUCUUCGCUAGAAAACUGAACGCUCGUUAGUUUUGCAGACUGAGAUAUACAAAACAAUUGAUUUUUUUAACAAAUUCUUUAAUAUUUCACGCUAGUUUUAUGAAAAUUGAGGUUAUACUUGAUUAUAAAAGUAACGCGCGGGAAAGGUCAUAGAUUCAUAAAGUAAUUGUUUUUAUUUUUUAAAACAAAGGCAUUGUGUUAUACAGUUUGGUGUUUACAGUGAAACUUGGUCAGCUGAAAAGGUACAAUGCCUUCUGAAGUGAUCUCGGAAAAGUCCCUCCAGAGGGAGCUGGCUGAUUCCAUCAUACGCAUGGUGCCACUGGACGAGAUAAGAAUACUCCUGGCUUGUGGAGCCAAGGUAAAUGAGCCAGUCACUCAAGGUCUCAGGCCGCUGCACUACGCGAUCUGGCAGCGAUACUUGGAAGCGACCAGGCUGUUGCUGGUCAGAGGAUGUGACGUCAACGCCAGGGACGACUGCGGGUACAGCGCACUCCAUCUGUCCGCCGAACACGGCUAUACAGAACUGGUCAAGUUGCUCCUGGAGAGCGGAGCAGCGGUCGAUUACAGACCUGACACUGGUGAGGAGUUCCCGCGGACUACGCUUUGCGACGAGCCCCUCAGAUUGGCUAUAAGGAACAAACAUUAUGAUGUGGCUCGUCUUCUAUUAGAACAUGGUGCUGAUCCCAACAAGCGGUACUUCUUCGGCUCCGAGAUCAAUCUGGUCUCAGAUCCUGAGUAUUUGGAGCUAUUGCUGACGUUCGGAGCUAAUCCUGACUCUAGAGAUCGUGCUGGUUUAACCCCAUUAAUGAAGGCAGCCAGACAACGAAAGUCGUUCACCCAGGGAAUGGAUGCUGUUCUCCUGCUGAUCAGCUACGGUGCCGAUGUAAACGCGAUGGCGGAUGCCAGGAACGACUACAGAACUGUGAUGCACUACGCUGUACUCAGUGGUAAUACAGAAGUGGUGAAUUUGAUGAUCAAACAAGGUGCUCGCGUCAACUACGAGUGUCCAGAACUGAGCAAGCCCAGUCCUCUAGACCUGGCUAUACUCAAGGGAGACGUGCCUAUGGUGCAGAUGCUGUUAGCAGCUGGUGCGCAAGUGAACGCAUCCAGUUCAGUGAUAGGAUCGCCUCUGCAUGUGGCGUGCUCCGACAACAUCUCUUGCAGGAAGGAAAUCGUUCAAAUCCUUCUAGAAAGCGGAGCUGACCCUAAUCUGAAGGUGUACAAUGAUGAAGACGCGACACAGCUGCGACCAGCGCUCGCUGAGUACCUAGCCAGCAACCCGGAACCCAGCGCGGAGAUAGUGACCUUGCUGCUGAGAUAUGGAGCUAGGGUUAUCAUGAAAACUCAAUUUCGUGACCCGGAUGGCAUUUUGAAUCAUCUCCAGAACGUCACCGCUGCAGAAUACCAGCACAUUUUCUACCUCCUUCUAGAAGCAGCAGAAGCCUUCGACCUGUGCAUGAUAAAAAGAAAUAAUGUCUUAACUCCUGCUCAAAAACAAAUCCUGACUGAACGAGCUAAGAUGCCCAUUCCUUUGAUUGCACAGUGUAGGAUAUUCCUUCGCAAGUAUUUUAGUACUUCCCUCAUUGAUCUUGUUGAGAAAUUAGAAGUACCUAAAACACUUCACCGUUAUCUUCUCUUUGAAUGUAGUUAAGAUUAUUCAAUCAAUUUCAUUGGAUUAAUCAAUUGGCAGAAUGUAGUUCCUUUGCUUCGGCAUUAAAAAAAGGAAAAGAAAACGGUGUUACUAGUUCCAAGCAAUCUUCUAUUUUUAUGGAAGAUCUGUGAACUAAGGAGUGCAGUACGUUUUAAAAUGUCUUGUUUCUGUUCAUUACAAAUACGCGACUGGAAAGAUUAUAGUCCAGUCAAAAUUUAUGUAAAAUGAUUGUUUUAUAUUAUGCAAUGUUAUUUGAAAGGUCAAAUAAUACCUGUUUGUAUGAAUUGUAUUUUUAUGAACUCAAUGAGAAAAUUUGGUCUCAUUACAUGUAGUAAACGAAUUAGAUUUAGUAUUUUAGUUUGUAUUUAUAAAUGCAUAUCUUGAAUAUGAAGAUACUUAUAUAUUAUACAAAUAUCCUCCUAUUAUGAGGAAAGAACUGUUUAUUUUAUGAGUUUAAUAAUUCAUAUUGACGACGCUCAUUUUUUUUUUAUAAAAUCACGAUUGAAUUUUCGAAAACGACAUUUAAUCUGUAAACUGUAUCUAUGUGAAUAUUUUGUGAAAAAUUUAUAAGAUUAUUCUGUCUGUUGCCUUGCAUGACUAUUUUUAAAGUUUUGUAAACUAUGUCGUCAAAUUAUUAUUACUAUAAAACAUAAAACUAUGCUAAGAGGUGAUAUGUAAUACUUUAUAUACAUAUAAUAAUUAAUAUCUAUUUUUAAUUAUGUCAAAGUUUAUUCUACUUAUCCCGAGAUAUAAAAGAUUCUAAUUUAAACUUAGUCUACGCCUUACACAAAUAUUUAUAAUAAUAUAACUGUCUAGUUAGUUUCCUUAGGCGUUGCUUAAUUUAGUAUUAUUCAUUAUAUAUUGUCUACUCGGACAUUUGCGUAGACACAGAAAUCAAAUGCACUAUUACAUAUUUAUUAAGAACUUCAAGUAAUGUUUUUUAUGGCGAAAUAUAUAAAUAUGUUUCUUUGGAUUAUUAAUGUCCUGGGUUCAAUUUUCUAUCGGGGUAAUUUAUAGUAUGAUUUUUUCAAAAAAAAAUUAUUGUCUGGUUUUUUAUAACACAAUAAAUAUUUAAUAUACAGACAACUGAUGUAAUGUUAAGUGCCAAUUUUUCACUGUUACCGAUUAAUUAUGUAUCGCAGCUCGUAUUACUCUGAUAUUGUCUGAUAAUUAUGUGAUACGUUGUGAUAUAUUUACUUAUAGUAUUAAAUAUUAGACUUUUUCUUAUGCAAAUCUAUUGUAAUAAUCAUGAGAUCGUAUUAUAUUUUAUAAUUUAAAUAAAUGUGUGAAAAGUAA